Molecule: messenger RNA, 2610 nt
Organism: Ziziphus jujuba (common jujube)
Lineage: Eukaryota; Viridiplantae; Streptophyta; Magnoliopsida; Rosales; Rhamnaceae
Product: serine/threonine-protein kinase BSK7
Exons: 12
Coding region: 648-2111 (487 amino acids)
Biological process (GO): protein phosphorylation; brassinosteroid mediated signaling pathway
Molecular function (GO): ATP binding; protein binding; protein kinase activity
Source: RefSeq, a predicted model, not a curated record
UUUUAAAUUAUAGAUUUCUCAUCCAAAUCUGAAAUCUCUUUAAAAAAAAAAAAAAAGGAAAAAAAAAAGAGAAAAUUCUCAUUUUGCAGUGAAAUCAAAGCACCAAAACAACGAAGACGACGACGACGAUUCCGGAUUCAAAAAUUUCUUACCGUUCCCACUGUCUGAGAAACCAACUAGAUAUGUUUAUAUAUAUUUAUAUAUAAAGGUAGUAAAUAUUCAACCAAGCUAAAGAAAUAAGUAAUAUAGCAACCGAAGAGAGAAAAAAAAAAAAUUAAAAAAGAAAAAACCUCUUUGCGUUCCUUUCCUUUGACCGAAUCGAAGACGAGGAAUCCUUUGGCUUAUUUCAUUUUCAGCUAAAGGGGCUUCGUUUUGCGUGGUUUUGAUUAGUGGGUCGUAUGCGUUUGAUGUAGCUAAAGAAGCUUUCUUUCAAUUUUUGGGAACUGGGUGUUGGUCGAGCUGGUAGUUUCCUGGACUAAAUUGACCAGCUUAGUUGCAGUGAGUUGACCCAGAUUGGUAUAGUUUGCAGAGUGAAAGGACAGAAUUGGGUUGGCUGUAAAGGUGGAUGGAGAUUGUGACUUUAACGAACUCUGAAAACAUUUGAAGCAUCUUGAACUGCUAGUGUUUGUUAGAGUUCUGGGAUUGGGAUGGGCUGUGAGUGUUCCAAGCUCUACUGGUGUUGUUCGGACGCUGAAAUAAAUGGACCAGUUCCUGAGCCCCAAAGUGCUCAAAAUGAGGAGAAAAAUGAACUUGAUUUGCCCACAUUUCAUGAAUACACGGUUGAGCAACUUAGGAUAGCUACAUCAGGCUUUGCUGUGGAGAAUAUAGUUUCUGAACAUGGUGAGAAGGCCCCGAAUGUUGUUUACAAAGGGAAACUUGAGAAUCAGAGACGAAUCGCCGUCAAAAGAUUCAAUAGAUCAGCCUGGCCUGAUGCUCGGCAAUUUUUGGAAGAAGCAAGGGCUGUUGGUCAGCUCCGGAACCAUCGAUUGGCAAAUUUACUGGGUUGCUGCUGUGAAGGAGAUGAGAGGUUGCUUGUUGCUGAAUAUAUGCCUAAUGAUACAUUGGCAAAGCAUUUAUUCCACUGGGAUACACAACCUAUGAAAUGGGCGAUGCGAUUGCGGGUUGCUUUACAUCUUGCACAAGCUCUUGAAUAUUGUACUAAUAAAGAACGUGCCCUUUAUCAUGAUCUAAAUGCUUAUAGAAUUGUCUUUGAUGAUGAUGGCAACCCUAGACUUUCAUGCUUUGGUCUCAUGAAAAACAGCAGAGAUGGGAAAAGUUAUAGUACAAAUCUGGCAUUUACUCCUCCUGAGUAUUUAAGGACAGGAAGAGUUACACCAGAAAGUGUAAUGUAUAGUUUUGGUACGCUUUUGCUUGACCUUCUCAGUGGAAAGCAUAUUCCUCCAAGCCAUGCGCUUGAUCUGAUACGAGACAGGAAUCUUCAGAUGCUAACAGAUUCUUGUUUGGAAGGUCAAUUUUCAAAUGAUGAGGGUACUGAGUUAGUACGUUUAGCUUCACGAUGCCUACAAUAUGAGCCCAGAGAACGCCCUAAUCCAAAAUCUUUAGUUGCUGCUUUAAUUCCUCUUCAGAAGGACACUGAGGUUCCUUCUCAUGUGUUGAUGGGUAUCCAACAUGGUGCUACAGCUUUACCUCUAUCACCUCUUGGUGAAGCUUCUUUAAGAAUGGAUUUGACAGCAAUACAUGAGAUCUUAGAAAAGCUUGGAUAUAAGGAUGAUGAAGGUGCAGCAACUGAGCUUUCAUUCCAGAUGUGGACCAACCAGAUGCAGGAGACACUGAACUCAAAGAAGAAGGGUGAUGUAGCUUUCCGUCACAAAGAUUUCAGAGCUGCGAUUGAGUGCUACACGCAGUUCAUUGAUGUUGGCACCAUGGUUUCCCCAACCGUUUAUGCACGCCGUAGUCUGUCUUAUCUUAUGAGCGAAAUGCCAAAUGAAGCCCUUAACGAUGCGGUACAAGCCCAAGUGAUUUCCCCUGUUUGGCACAUGGCAUCCUAUUUGCAAGCUGCAGCUCUCACUGCACUGGGGAGGGAAAACGAGGCACAAGUAGCCCUCAAAGAGGGUUCUGUCCUUGAAAAUAAAAAGACAGCAUCUGCUUGAAAAGUAAAGGAUGAAGGUUAAAAUUAAAUCUCCUUUCCUUAUAUUUUGAGAUGCUCUUUGCUGAAAGAUGAGCGCAGGUUGCAAACACAAGCAUGUCAAUGUUUUGGCCAAGUGAUCGAACAAAGGUUUCAUCAAAACUUAAAAGCAGAGCUCAAGAGUUAUGGAGAGAAAUGAUCAUAAUCAUCUGUAUGCAUAACCGGUUCAUUUGUUGUCAUCUUGAAGCAUUCUUUUACAACAUUAUUGGAUGGGGUUGGUUUUGGUUAAUUUGGUGGGAGUAGUUUGGGACACUACAAUUAUUGUUUGUGACAAAUUUUUUUCCCUGGUUUGCUGUUAACUGAAAAAUGUUUCAAUACCCAAAAAAAGGAAAAAAAAAAAAAAAAUCUUGGCAAAUAAUUUAGAUGCAAAUAAAAAGAAGAAGAAAAUAUUGUAUUUUUGUAAAGGAUUCAAAAUGUUGUUUUAAUGUUGCAUUUAAAAGGGUGAUGAAAGAAUGUUUAUGCCA